Molecule: messenger RNA, 2598 nt
Organism: Thunnus maccoyii (southern bluefin tuna)
Lineage: Eukaryota; Metazoa; Chordata; Actinopteri; Scombriformes; Scombridae
Gene: htatip2
Product: HIV-1 Tat interactive protein 2
Exons: 7
Coding region: 151-990 (279 amino acids)
Biological process (GO): import into nucleus
Cellular component (GO): cytoplasm
Source: RefSeq, a predicted model, not a curated record
ACAGUCUACCAAGCGACAUACGAUAUACUGACGGUGAUAAACGGCUCUUUCUGAUGCUUUUUUCCUCAGCCUAUCAACGAAGCAGAAAGAGAUCACCGUCUGACUGUCAGAUGAAGCAACCAGGAAGUGUUGUAGCAGUUGCUCAUAGCGAUGUCUCUUGUGAAACUAGGUUGCACCACCCUGGGAAAAGCGACCGGACUCUUAGCCGUUUUACUUGUUGUCAUUGCAGCGAUUAUACAAUACUUCGACGACCCCGAUCCGGUUAAAUUCACCAGCAUGGCUGAGGACAUGAAGACUCUGGAGGAAAACUUCAGGCAACAGAAUAAAAGCUGUUUCAUCCUCGGUGCCUCCGGGGAAACGGGCAGGUUGGUGCUUAAAGAGCUGCUGGAGCGCAACAUCUUCUCCAAGAUAACUCUCAUCGGAAGGCGACAGCUCACCUUUGAGGACAAAGCAUAUGAAAACCUGGUGCAAGAAGUGGUGGACUUCGAGAAACUUGAUGAUCAUGCUGCUGCCUUCCAGGGCCACGAUGUUGGCUACUGCUGCCUGGGAACAACCAGAGCAAAAGCAGGGGCUGACGGAUUCGUUCGUGUCGAUCAUGAUUAUGUUCUAAAGUCAGCAGAGCUUGCUAAGGCAGGAGGCUGCACACAGUUCCACCUGGAGUCCUCCAGAGGAGCUGACAAAAACAGCGGUUUCCUCUACCUCAAAGUCAAGGGACAAGUGGAAGCAGAAAUUGAGGCACUUGGAUUUGACAGAUAUGCCAUUUACAGACCUGGGGUUUUGUUGGUGGAUCGGAAGGAGAGUCGGCCCGGCGAGUGGAUGGCCAGGAAGUUCUUUGGUGCCUUGACUGCUCUGGGUUCUACGUCUAUGUCCAUCCCGAUCCAAGCGGUGGCGAGGGCUAUGGUGUCAAACACUCUGCGUCAACCCGAGCAGAAGACGGAGAUCCUGGAGAACCAAGACAUCAUCAAUCUGGGAAAGAGUGCAGAGAAAUGAGAGAGAGAGAGAGCAUGAAAUACAUGGAGGUUAUUUCAGCAGAUACACAGACAACUUACCGCUAAAACUCAUCACAUCUUCACGCCAAAGGAUUUUCACAGUAUUGCAAGAAAAUCAUUGGGAGGUUUUUUUGUGUGAAAGUACUCCUCUGUGAUGGGUUUGCGAGAUUCUUUAUGGUGAAAACAGCCUGCGAAGCUAGUGAAAGAUAAAUUCUUUAAAUUAAAUUUGUGUUUAAUUUCUUUGGUCUGAAAUGAGAUUGUAAUAUUUUCAUCGGGGAACAACAGUUUUGCCAGGCCUGCCAAUGUUCACCAUUUGUGCUCUGAGACAACAAUGAACCACUGCCUUAAAGUGAAUACUGAUGUUUUUUUGCUUUAACUUCGUUAUUUAACGCUCAUUAUUUAACUGUGCAUGUUUAAAUCAGGGAAAUCUUAACAUAACAGCUAUUCAAUAUGAAGAAUAUCUGGUGUCAAUAUCUGUGCUAUACUGUGUAGUAUAUUUUGAAUGUAUACACAAGAUUUUGUGCUAUACUUUGUAUUUCAAGUAAUACUUCAGUAGAACUUUAAAUCCUUGUAAGGGCAACUCGCUCCCCAGAUCAACAGAUCAAAAGAAAAAAAGAUGUUAAUCAAAAGCAAAAAACAAUGAAAGGCUAUAAGCUUUUAAAAAACAAUAUACUUGCUCCAUUUAGAUUUAACAGUAUCAUGGAGUAUUCAACAGUAACAUUUGAGAUACAAAUGGAUUGGAACAAUUCUGAAUAAACUGUGUUGAUUAUAAACUUUGUCUGCAUGUUUUGAAGCUAAAUGGUGGUCCUAUUGACAAAGUUCCACAUUAUAGAGUUCUUAACUGUUAUACAGUCAAUCUUUUUGGUGGUUAUUUUUUAAUUAUGAUUGCGUAACCUUCUGUAAAGCACUUUGGAUUGCCUGUGUGUGAGAGGUGAUAUACUAUACAAACUGGUGAUAUAUAAGGUGAUAAAAGGUGAUGUAUAAACUUUUUUCUACUUGAUCUAGCAGCGCCCCCUUGUGACUGAUUGUGUUGACACUGAUUGUGCUGUAAAGGCCUAUAUGACAUGGACUCUUUCUCCAACACUAUACUGUAUUUAGAUGUUUUUUUCAUUUUCUCAAUAGCAAAAUGAGGACUUUUUUUUCACUAGGCAUUUGAAUUUUGAAAUGAUUUGCUCAGAUUUAUGCCAGUGAGAGAGUAGAAAACAGUAAUGGUGUUGAUAAACUUGAUGCAGUCUGCUUUUUCUUUAAAAAUGAAAAAAACAGGCACUUGCAUACAUUAGUGGCUCCAUACAAUCAUGCUUUAAUGGGUAUUUUACAUUUGAAACUGAACUGAUGAUUAAUGCUCAUCUCUGACAUGUCACAGUAGUGCAGGUGUAAAUAAUAUAAUGAAUGAUGGCUGAACUCCAUUCAGCUGCUUGCAGUAGCAGGGCCCUGCUCUUGUGCAUACUGUCACAUUGUCAUGUCACUUGAAUAUAAUUGGGGCAUUAUUAAUAUUAUAAGUAACACCUGUGAGUUGAUAUGACUAAUCAAAAACAUCUGCUGUGAAAAAGGCCAUUAGGCAAAUAUGUAAACCACUGAACUAUGAAUAAAGUGUUCUGCAAGAAGUCAA